AAAAAAAAUAAAAAAAACAAAAAUUUCUUCGUGCAAGUUGAAGUGGGAUAGGAAAGAAGGGUCUGGAAAGAAAAGGAAUCGCAAUUCCCAACCCAAACAAGCAACGCUUGAAGUGAAAAAAAGCUCUCAAUAAUCACUUCUCGCUGAUUUCGCGUUUUGGUUUGCUAAAUGAACAUGACAUUGGGACAAGCCUUGAGUGUAUCAUUAGAGGGGGAUAGAAGAUCUGUGAGGAAUGUCGAACAUUUCCAUGUUUGAGGUAUGGACUAUGAAAUACGAUAUUACUUUGCGUCCUUGCCACAAUAUACUUACAUAGCACCAUGACUUGUAUUUACUAUCUCCACUUCAAAUUCCGAUCUUAACGCAGAACAUACAGCCGGCCCUAAUUUGUUUCCAUAUAAAAUCGCAAAUAUGAUGGCAUUUUUCUCGAGUCACCUUUGGACCCUGCUCUCAUACACUUGUCAAUCUUCAUUCAAAUUAAAACAUGCAUUUUUCAUAGGCGUCACUUCUCAUUUAAAAUAAUAGUUCAGUGUAAGCACACUCAUAUUUUUACCCAGAUAAGUGUUUUUUUUCUGCACCAACCCAAAGGUUCCUCAUCUUAUUUUAGAUAACCUGUCAUUGAGUAUCAUAUAGGUUAAAGAUUUUUCAGCAUCAGAGUUUGUUUCUUUUUGUUCCGGUAACAUAUUCAUUAAAAUGAUUUUUCAUUCAUUGGCAUCCCUAUGGUGUGACAUCUUUGGCUUUGUUCCCUAGUGAGCAUUUCUAUGUACAUCAUUCUAUAACAAUGAAGUCAACCUUGAGCAGUUUGUUGACCUGGAGGAAUUGUGACAAAUAUGCUGAUCUAUUGCUAAUGCUCGGUGGUAGAUCUUGGAGAUAAUUGAAUAAUGUGUAUCUGUUAUUCAUCAUGCGAACCAUUCUGUAAUUUUAUUGAUGAUAUCACUAUCUAUUCUGGACUUUAUUUGACGUUUACAUUGCUGUACUGAUUAUCUUCUAGUCUGUAGCAUAACCUUAAAAGCAGGCUAUUGUGCAAUCUAAGUUCAAAAGUGCUACGGAUGCAGAAGGGGCGUGGUAGCUAUUAAAUAAGACACCAGAAAUAUUGCCCUUUAGAAACUUAUCGUGGAUUGGUGGCGGGGGUAGCUGAUGCUACUUUUUAUGUGAAUUGUACAGAAUACAAUUCUUAUUAAAUGUUUCAAGAUAACGUGUGGGAUGGAUUUGAUGAGAUUGAGAAUGAUGAUCUCAUAGUCCCCCAUUCUGGUAGCCCACACAAUAAUCAGUUUGUAAUAGAGGGUGAUGGCUGUAAGAAAUCACUUCAAGAAUUAUGUGGUAUAAGGAGUAGCGAUUGUGUUAGUAGCUAUGGUACUCUGGGUAAAGAGGAAUUAUACUUGCAAAAUAUGACCCAGAAUGAAAGAAUGCCAGAAAAGGAUUCAUGGUCUGACACACCUGAAGGUGUAUUUUCUUCAUGUGAUGGUGACUCGUACAGAGAAGAAAAAAGGCUAACUUCAGAUGAUACAGGCAUGUCUGACCAUUUUUUCAAGAGCAGCAAUAUAGAUUCUGGUGGCAGUGAGCUUUGUGCAGAGGAUACCAUCUCAGAAAACAAGUGUGUGGUGGAAGAUGAUAGUGCGUGCCAACAUCCAAAAAGCCAGACAUCUCAAGCUGAUAAUGAACUCAGCUUUCUUGAUAAUGAUGGGUGGCUGGAUAUAGGAAACUUAGAAGAUGUUGACAGGAUGUUAAAUUGUGAUUUGACUUUUGGAAUGGAGAGUCUCAAUAAUGAAGAGGAGUUCUGUUGGUUUUCUUCUUCACAUAGCGCUGAAGGUUCCGAUGAUGCAUUAAUGUCUGACUUAAAGCUUCAUUGUGCAGACAUGAGUUCAUUAAAAAACAUAUCAGAAUACAAUAUGGAUUCCUCCAAGGAACAUGUUGAUGUUCUUCCGAUCGGUGGUUCGAACAAAAAGUCAUCCCCUGAUGAUAAGAAGAUAAGAUCUCAAAUGGAUGUUGAUGUCAACAGUGUCGCUGCUUCAUUAUCAAUGUUCAGUGGAUCAGACACAAAAUCCGGUCAUAAAGAUGCCUUGGUGCCCGAAGAAAAGAAAAAGCUUCCGAAGUCAUCAGCAGGAAAGCGAAAAAUUGGCAAUUCUGUUCAUCCUUAUACUCCUCCUGAGCAAUAUGGAGAUGUAAAUCAGCAGUUUGGCGCCUCUUCUAGUGGAGUUACAUCUCUUGAUAGUAAUCAGAAGCACGACCAGAUCACAGAUUAUGAUUCUUUAGGCUGCAUGCCGACUCAAAUUCCUUUAACGCACCCAGGCUUUAGUCAUGCUCCAAAUCACACUUCCCUCUCUUCGUCUUUAUAUGGAUCAGGAGCUGAGCAUGAUGGACACCACCCUCCUUUUAUACAAUCGUCUUAUGCUUCAAACAGGGAGAGUUAUCAUGGUCAUCCUUCGGAGGCUUCUGCCUUGAAAACAAAUGAGAACAGAGAAAAGUAUCAUAGCCAUGAUGAACACCUCUUAAGUAGGAGUUUCAAAAAUGAAAGAAGGGCAAAUGAAAUGCUAUUUUACAGUCCAGGUUCUUCUCAGUUGGUAGCUCAUCAGUUUGAAAAUGAAAAUGAAGGUCAAAGUAAAGUUCGAGGGGUUAGUCUAGGAUUUUCAUCAGAAAUAGACUCAUCAACUGUACAGGAAAGUUCUGCUCUUGACCAAAACUCGUUUGAAGCAAAUAGCUUUUACCACCUGCAACAGGCGUUGGAUCAGUUGGAUAUUAAAACCAAACUGUGCAUAAGGGACAGUUUAUACCGCUUAGCUAAGAGCUCUGAGCAAAGACAUGAUAAUUCAAAUGCAAAUGAUAUCAUUGGAGAUGGUACUGAAGCAUUCAAAGACACAAUGGCUCAGGAUGCAAGCAGGUGUACAGGGUUCAUGGAUAUUGAAACCAACACAAAUCCUAUUGAUAGGUCUAUAGCACACUUAUUGUUUCACAGGCCCACCAAUCAAUCAACGAUGUAUCAAAAUGAUAUCGCACCUUUCAAAUCUAGUGCCGUGAUACAUGAAUCAGCUAUCAAUCCAGUAAAGGCUGAGAAUCAGGUCUUUCAGGAAGAUUUUUCUACCGAUGCAGAGAAAAAGCUUUUAGGGGGUAACACCUAGUGAAUGUAAAACCAGGUUUAGCGCAUCAUGUUGUUGUAGUUUAUAGUUUUCACGCCAUCGUAUAAGAUGAUGUAUAAUUAUUUCAGAUAUACUUAGAUCCCGUUUUUAAUUUGCGAUCCAUUUUUGCAUUUCACGCCACGACACGGAUGUACAUUUGUAAUUUGUAAUGUGAUACCGAUGCACGUUUUACAUUUGUGCUAAUCAUAAGGGGGCAAUAUAUGAUGUAUUGUAAUGUGUUUAAGUCUUCA
Messenger RNA from Vicia villosa (hairy vetch), 3361 nucleotides. Its product is annotated as protein LNK1-like. The record is from RefSeq and is a predicted model, not a curated record. Bases 1179 to 3113 code for a protein of 644 amino acids. Lineage: Eukaryota; Viridiplantae; Streptophyta; Magnoliopsida; Fabales; Fabaceae. Gene Ontology annotation, biological process: regulation of DNA-templated transcription; circadian rhythm. The transcript is spliced from 8 exons.